CCCAGAGAUGAAAUUUCCAAUAGAAAACCCGAGAAAACAAGUUAACUGGGACCCAGAACAAGUGGCAGUCCAGACCAACUUGGUCCCUCCCAAAAAGGUCCAGCCCGGCAUGGUGAAGUCAACCCUAGUGCAGGCAAGUGUUGCCACCAUGCAAAAUCCAAUGGGCUACGACCCGAAAGCCAGUGGUCACUGUCCACUACCACGUCUGUCCAUCUCGUCCCGCUCUGCCAGUGUCGUGGCUAGCAUGGACACUGGCUCUGAUGGCUCAACAGCAGGGCUCCACUCAGUGAUGAAGUGGAAGACAGUGCUGGCCGUGUUCAUUGUGGUUGUUCUCUACCUGGUUUGUGGAGGACUGGCCUUCAGGGCUCUGGAGCAGCCAUUUGAGAGCAACCAGAAAACUAGCAUCGCCCUAGAGAAGGCCUCUUUCUUGGAAAGACACCCGUGUGUUACUCCCAAUGAGCUGGAUGCCAUCAUUAAGCAUGCUAUAGAUUCUGUAAGUGGAGGAGUGAGGCCUACUGGAGACACGUUGUAUAAUUCCAGUCACUGGGAUCUGGGAAGUGCCUUCUUCUUCGCUGGAACUGUCAUCACAACUAUAGGUUACGGAAACAUAGCUCCGAGCACGGAAGGCGGGAAAAUCUUUUGCAUCCUUUAUGCCAUAUUUGGCAUCCCUCUCUUUGGCUUCUUGUUGGCGGGGAUCGGAGACCAGCUGGGGACCAUCUUUGUAAAAAGCGUCUUAAGAGUUGAGAAGAUAUUCAGGCAAAAGCACAAGCAGAUUAGCCAGACAAAAAUAAGGGUGACGUCCGUUAUCCUGUUCAUCCUGGCUGGCUGCAUUGUCUUUGUCACCAUCCCUGCUGUUAUAUUCAAGCACAUUGAGGGCUGGACCACACUGGAUGCCAUCUACUUUGUUGUGAUCACUCUUACAACAGUGGGAAUAGGAGACUAUGUGGCAGGUGGAAACCGUAAGAUUGACUACAUGAAGUGGUACAAGCCUCUGGUGUGGUUUUGGAUCCUUGUGGGUUUAGCAUACUUUGCAGCUGUCCUCAGCAUGAUUGGAGACUGGCUUCGAGUACUGUCCAAAAAGACUAAAGAGGAGGUUGGGGAGUUUAAAGCUCAUGCUGCUGAAUGGAAGGCAAACGUCCGAGCAGAGUUUCGUGAGACUCGGCGGCGUCUGAGUGUUGAGAUCCAUGACAAGCUCCAGCGGGCCGCCACCAUCCGCAGCAUGGAGCGUCGUCAGCUUGGCUUGGAGCAGCGAGCUCACUCGCUUGACAUGCUGUCACCAGAGAAACGGGCGAUGUUCGCCAGUCUGGAUGCGAGCCGUUUCAAGACAUCCUCCCAAGAAAGCAUCGACAGCAAACUGAACAAUCUGAGGCUGAAGGGGGCCUGUGAGCCGUAUGACCAUCAGGGGAAUGAGCAAACGCAAGAGACUGCAUCUUCCUCAGAGGAAAAUCUCUUCAACCUACGAUUCGGAUCUCUCAGCAAGCUGGCCAGGCGCAACAAGAACCGCGAACUGCGGAGGAACAUACCUGAAGAUGUUCGGCGGGCCAGUUUAGGCAUAAACAAUGGCAGUGCCAUGCUCGGGGAGGAGAGAACGGAGGAGGAAGAAGAAGAAGACGGGGAGCCAGAUGAGGAAAACAGAGAAAGAAAAGAGGGAAACACCAGUCUGACAAACCUCUCACAGUACACAAUGGAGCGCUCUAAGUUGAAUGGGUUCACACCGGCACUGGCCAAAGACAGUGAGAAUGAUUAAGUAUUGAAUGGACAAACACUUCAUCCACAGACAAGGAGUGCUGAGAUGGAAAGAGUGAAAGAUACUCAGACCGAGAGAGUGCACAGUCCUUUGAGAUGUCAAGAAAUGUGCCUUUCUGUUUCCUGUGCUUAGAUUGGAACUGCUCCCAGGAAGUCAGUCAUUGUGCCAUAGCUAUGGGAAGAAAAUGCGUUGCCAAAAAUGAAUAAAACUAAAGGUGCAGAAGCGCAUGUAGAAAUACCUCAUUGAGAUGUCGCUGUAAAAUAGGCUACUUAAGAACUUUAAUUUCUACAGGAGCAGUCUUGCACAGCUCUGCUGUCUUUUUAGCCCUCAAGGCUCCUAUGAGACACUUGGGGACUGACCAUCUGUUCAUGCUGAAUCUUAUUUUUUGUUAUCAAUGUGGGCAGGACAGCUUGAGAGCUAGAUUCAUGCCAUUCAUUCUCAGUAAUGUUAUUGAUCUAUGCUUUGUCAUCUCAUACUCUGUAGGUGUAUUUUUAGCCCAGCAGCAUGCCACAAAGUGACUUCAACAUUUACCGAAUAGAGGGGAGAGGUUUUGUUUUUGCUGGAUCAACAGGCAGUAUUUACCUAGAUGACAUAUAUAGAACUAUAGCUACAUUAUAUUUGGCUUGGAAAAUGUGGCCUGAUGUUAAAAACUACAAUAUGCUGAGAGCUUGAAAAAACAAUUUGCAGCGCAUGGUAAAGAAAAUAGAACCGUAAUCGUUCAUUGCUGGCAUAAAUAAACUGUAAAGCUUGGACCUGCAGCUUUCAUGAUGAGUGAAAUAUACUUCUUUCAUUAAUAAUUUUUCUCUCAACAGAAAAACAAGUGUCUCAUUUUCGCAGACCGUCAGUAAUGUUAAACACAAAUACAUUUUUUAUGACAUUCACGCGAUCACAAACAUGUUGAGAGUGCUUAAAUCAUUUUAAUUGAUGAAUGUGAUGCUGUUCAUUUGUAUUCACCGAGCAUGUUUACAUAUAUGUUUACUCUUUUCUAUCAGCUGAGUUGUAUUUUUCAUUGAACUGUAAAAUAUACUGAACAUGGUCCUUUUUUUGUAUAUCUUUUUUUUAAAAACCGCAACAUAGCAACUCAAAGCAUCUUGACACUGCAGCAUGUGAGGAGUGGGGUUUGUGUAUUUCUUAGAGGUUUUAGACCAUUUUAACUUAAUUUUUAAAAAAAA
This is a messenger RNA of Archocentrus centrarchus (flier cichlid), 2919 nucleotides long. It is a transcript of the gene kcnk10b, whose product is annotated as potassium channel, subfamily K, member 10b. NCBI's taxonomy places the organism in Eukaryota, Metazoa, Chordata, Actinopteri, Cichliformes, Cichlidae. The record is from RefSeq and is a predicted model, not a curated record. Gene Ontology annotation, cellular component: plasma membrane. Gene Ontology annotation, biological process: stabilization of membrane potential; potassium ion transmembrane transport. The transcript has 7 exons. Bases 8 to 1747 code for a protein of 579 amino acids. Gene Ontology annotation, molecular function: potassium ion leak channel activity; outward rectifier potassium channel activity.